Cornus florida is the source of this 2105-nucleotide messenger RNA. Its product is annotated as E3 ubiquitin protein ligase DRIP2-like. The record is from RefSeq and is a predicted model, not a curated record. Gene Ontology annotation, molecular function: ubiquitin-protein transferase activity. Bases 449 to 1735 code for a protein of 428 amino acids. The transcript has 7 exons. NCBI's taxonomy places the organism in Eukaryota, Viridiplantae, Streptophyta, Magnoliopsida, Cornales, Cornaceae.
UAACACAUAGUUGAUGGUGAAAACACCUCGAUCAGAUCAUCAGAGUCUAUCAUCAUCCCAAGCCUCCAUUGUCCGAAUUCAGCAAAACCCACGUCAGUUCUCUUCCAAUAAUCCAAACCCAUCUUCGAAUCACACCUCAAAACCCGCCCUCCCUCUCUCUCUAAAUCGAUAGAUAUAUAUAUAGAGAGAGAAAGAUUGUAUCAAUAGAGAGAAAGGGCAUGUUCUUGUUCUUGUUCCUUUUCCUUUCUGUGUUUUGGGUCAUUUGGGCUUACAAUUUACAUGGUGAUUUUCGUGCUUUCUCGUGAGGAAUGACGAAAAAUCUCUUGAUUUUGCUGCGUGUAUUUUUAGGUGGCAUGCAAUCUCAUGUUGGUCUUGGUACGUCCAUAAGAAGCUGUCAGGUUUUGUGAUAUAUAUAUACACAUAUAUAUAUGCAGAGAGAUAGGUGUUUAUGAUGACGAGCAGUAGCCAGGUUGUGAAAGUCCGGAGUGAGAAGAUCGCAGCAUGCAUGACAUGUCCUAUCUGCAAUAAGUUCUUCAGAGAUGCCACCUCCAUCACUGAAUGUCUUCACACUUUUUGCAGGAAGUGCAUAUACAACAAAAUUACAGAAGAUGAGUUAAAUAGCUGCCCAGUGUGUGAUAUAGAUCUCGGUUGUGCUCCACUGGAGAAGCUCAGGGCAGAUCACAUUUUGCAAGAUAUUAGGGCCAAGAUUUUCUCUUCUACAAAAAGAGAGGCUAAGGAACCUGAAGCUGUGCCCUCUGUUACAUUGCCUGCUAGAAGAAAGGAGAGGUCUCUCUCUUCCUUGGUUAAUACACCUAAUAUUUCAAGCCAGACUGUAAUGACUAGAAGAAGAAAACCUGUUGCAAGAAGGGCUUCUGCUUCACGAGAAUCCACUUUUUCCAUCGAGGAGCCAGGUAAGAAGGUAGAAGAUCAGCCAGAAAGCUCAAGUUCUCCUGUGAAUCUAAGCAAGAUGUUGAGAAAUCAAAAGCAGAAUUCUUAUGCGGCUGAAACCUCCGAUCAACACAUGCCUAAUAAAGGUUCAGAGCAUAGAACUGAACCUUUGGAUGGGAUGAAUGAUCUUUGGAAACCCUUAACUCGCCUGGUAGAAGCUGCAGGCAUAACAAAGCUUAAUAAGUCCAAUUCACAAGGGUCUGUUGCCCAAUCAGCACCAUCCCCCAUCAGUGAUGAUGAAGCACAUGUGCCUAAAGCCAAAGUUAAGGAACGUGGGAACAAAAAAUUCCAUGAUGAUGAAAAUUGGUUAGCUCCUGUACCAUCUGGUUCAGUAAAACCUAGAAAGAUGCGUGGGGGUCGACGAAAAAAAGCGGUUGCUUCUGAGGGACUGAAUAUUUCAGGGCAAGCUGUGGUUGAUGCUGCAAGCAGUAAAUGUGAGAGAAGAGUUACUCCAAUUUGGUUCACAUUAGUUGCUUCUGAAGACCAGGAAGGAGAUGCACCCUUGCCACAGAUACCUUCUAGAUACUUGAUGAUAAAGGAUGUCAAUCUACCAGUUUCGUUUAUCAAGAAGUACCUUGUGCAAAAACUGGAUCUUAAAAGCGAAGCUGAGGUGGAGAUUACUUUGCAGGGUCAGCCAAUCCUUCCCAACUUGCGGAUGCAUAACUUGAUAGAUUUGUGGUUGCAGACAGCACCUACAUCAGAAAGAGUAAAGACAUCUGUUGGCAGCUCAGCCAAGGAUUUUGUUAUGCUUAUAUGCUAUGGUCGAAAGGUGGCUCAGACAUCUUAAACGUUCGAGUGUUUUUAGUGACCUCCAUCUCCCAUCAGUUAGAUUAGCCCGGCUGCUUGACCCAACAUUUAUUUUCCUAGCAUACAUUUAUCUUAAAGAGUCUCAGCAGAGGACAUCCGUGAGCCUGUGGCAUUUCACCACUUUAUGGGUACUUCCUGAUGUUCGAAUAAUUUCCAGCAUUCACACUGCAAAAAUUCAUUGUACAAUGUUUAAUUUAGAUUCCCGAAUGGAAAUAGUAGAUGCUUGGAUAGCGUGUGGCAUGACCUGUGUUGCCUUUAAUGCCUUAGGUUCUCUUUUUAUAUUUCAACUUUAUUGUAACAAAUAAAUCUGUGGCCCAUGGUACAAUGUUUACAUCAUAGAUCAAUCUGAA